CUUGCUCCCUCUCCCCCUCUCUCCCUAUCAUUAUAUGGCUCUGCCCGCGGUGCAUUUCACCAUCUUGAAACAACUGGCCCAACGACUUCCUCCCCAAAUGGGUUCAACAAAGGCCUUGUCCUGUACCUUUUCGCCGCCGAUCGUAUUUCCUUUUUUUUCUUCCUUUUUUUUGCCACUUAUCUGUUCCGUGCCUUCCUUCCGGGUCGGUCGAGGGAAUAAAGGUCCUUGGACAUGAGUAUAUCAGGAGGGCGACGCUACCCAGCUGACCAUUAGCACCGUAGCAGCUGGAACACACACCAUGAAGCGCACUGGAAUAAGUUUGGUCCUGACGGUGCUCGGGGUGCUGGCGCUGGCCGACAAGCCCCCGACGGGCCCGGAGGUCCACCACAUCACGGGCCAAGAGGGCUUCGACUCCUUUGGCAAGACCGUGGCCGGCACGCCCAUCUACGGAGGCGCAAAUCACGAUAUCGGCGUCGCCAGCCACCCCGUCAGCUAUGGCCACGCCCCCUCCCACGGCUAUGGCGCCCCUCCCCCCUCCCACGGCUACGGCGCCCCUCCCCCCUCCCACGGCUACGGCGCCCCUCCCCCAUCCCACGGCUACGGCGCCCCUCCCGCCCUCCAGACCGUCUACAUCGCCUAUGAGCCGCCCCAGCCUGCCCCUCAGUACCACGUCAAGGUCAAGUCUAAUCCUCUGAAGGAAUUGGACAAGAAGAUCAAGGAUUACGCUUCCAAGUUCACCAAAUUCAUGUCAGACUACAUGGACCUGAACACCUACUCAGAGGAGUCCUACGAUCCUGUGUACGUAGCCCCCGCCCAGUCCUACGGUCCCCCACCUACCUCCUACGGUGCUCCCCCCACGUCCUACGGUCCUCCCUCCCACUCCUACGGCGCCUACGAGGCCUACGAGGCUCUCCCUGUCUACGAGGAGGAGGAGGAGUCCUUAGGGAAGAAGAUCGCCAAGGGCUUCGAGAACGCGAAAAAGACGAUGGCCAAGUGGGAGGAGAAGGCGAGGAAGAAGGUUAAGGAGUUCUUCAGCUACGACGAAGAGCCAGAGGAAGUCUAUUACGAAUACGCCCCCGCCCCCGUCUACCACGCUCCCGCCCCCUCGUACCACGCCCCCGAGCCCGUUUACCACGCCCCGCCCCCCACCCACUACGGCGCUCCCUCCGUGGGCGGCGGCGGCAAGGGCAAGGGCGGCGGCAAGGGCUUCGGAGGCGGUCUCUUCGGUGGCGGCUUCGGUGGCGGCUUCGGCGGCGGUCUCAAGGGCGGCCUCGGCGGCGGUCUCAAGGGCGGCCUCGGCGGCGGCCUCGGCGGCGGUCUCAAGGGCGGCCUCGGCGGUGGGCUCAAGGGUGGCUCAAAGGGCGGCAAGGGCGGCGGACACUCCAUUGGAGGCGGUGGAUACCAAGCCCCAGUCAUUCAACCCACCUACGGCGCCCCUCCCCCCGCCUCCUACGGCCCCCCACCACAGCCCCCCUCAAGCUCCUAUGGCGCCCCUAUCGACCACCACGUCCCUUCAGGACACCACGCCCCUUCAGGACACCACGCCCCUUCAGGACACCACGCCCCCAUAGCACACCACGGCCCCGUCGUGCCCGAUCACGGCACCUCCUCCUACGCCUCUUAAGCGAAGGCUCCCCCAACCCCUUCCCCCUUCCUUCCCUCCCCCACCCCGUCCCACACCCCCUACGCAAACGGCCCCGCUCAUGUGCUCUGUGUCUUCCUCUCGCCUCCUCCUUCAGACAGGAAAACCGCUUGAACUGCGUCUCUGCCCAGGAGACGAUGAUGAGCCUCUUCCACUGCAUGGUUGUGAUAGUCCAAAUUGCUCUCUACUUCUUUACUGACUCCGAGCUGCGUGGGAGCGCCUCUGCCUGUUCAUUUCCUUCUGUCUUCUUUUCUUUUCUUUUACUUCUCCUUCUCUGGUUUUCCUUUUCAUUCUCUUCCUACGUUAACUCCUCGAUUCCUUUCUCUUAUUCCUCUCUCUCUUGCUUCUUCCUCCUCUUCUUCAAAGAAAAACGGAGGACUUUUGCUAGCUUGGACUAAGGUACAGCGAAUAUUUCCCUCGUACAAACAAUAGAUGUCAAAAUUAAAAAAGAAAUAUUGAUAGACAACCGCCUCCCGAAUACAGUAGUAUAUCCUUUCGUCUCCACAAAAGGUCGGGUCUUCCGUUUUCUUUAGCCUCACAGUUCCCCCUCGGUGAGCCUGUUUGAUUACAAAUAUUUUCUAGAAUAGAUAUGUUUUAGGUUAUUUUCAUAAGCAUAUUAGAGCUGCGCUAAUGUUUCUUUUUUAUCUUGCUAGUCAAGAUUUAACAUACUAUAUUAGUUAAAAUUUGCAAAAAAAAAAGAAAAGAAAAAAAUGUUAUCAUUACUAACCUAGUAUUUUUGUUAUAUUUUCAUAUAUUUAUAAGAGAGGAAUCUUUAAAUGAUAAUCUCUACCAGAGUUAAGUUGCAACAGUUAAUUUAUCACAAGAAUUCGCUUGUAGUACCGUGGGAACUUUUAUGGAAAUAAGCAUAAAAGUUUGACCUUUAACCUGAGCCAAACCACGUACUAUAAAUGAUGACCUUAUGUGUAUGCUUGGUACUUUAUAGUUUAUUA
Messenger RNA from Penaeus monodon (black tiger shrimp), 2592 nucleotides. Its product is annotated as extensin-like. The record is from RefSeq and is a predicted model, not a curated record. NCBI's taxonomy places the organism in Eukaryota, Metazoa, Arthropoda, Malacostraca, Decapoda, Penaeidae. The coding region runs from base 299 to 1624 and encodes 441 amino acids. The transcript has 4 exons.